Messenger RNA from Tarenaya hassleriana, 1056 nucleotides. RefSeq names its product UPF0496 protein At3g57100-like. Bases 1 to 1056 code for a protein of 351 amino acids. The record is from RefSeq and is a predicted model, not a curated record. The transcript has a single exon. NCBI's taxonomy places the organism in Eukaryota, Viridiplantae, Streptophyta, Magnoliopsida, Brassicales, Cleomaceae.
AUGAAGCUGAAGAGGCGGAGCUCUGCGUCUCCUUCCCUUUCUUCUAGGGCUCCUGUCGAUCCUGAAAACCCUGAGCCCGUCAGCAACAACGGUCUCGGGCUCCGAUCAUCGUCGUACGAUUCGCUCAAUAACCUAACCGGUAGCAUCGACAACAUGAAUGCAGAUGUCAAACAGCUCUUCCUAUCUUCCCAGAGAGAUCUUCGGGAAAACCCUGAUCUGCUCAACCUCAUAAACGAUUUCUUCGACAAGAACACCGCAUUAUCCGUUUUCUGCGAGUCUCUGAAACGGUGCCUGGAGAAAGCUGCUGGCAAAGAAGCCCUAGUUUUCAAAGCUUUGUCGGAUUUCAUGGAGGAGAAACGGGUCUCUGGAGAGGAAGGGAGUUUCAGUAAAACUCUCCAAAGUCUUAGGAGCUUCAGAGAUUUCUCCAGCUACGACCCUUUCGCCGGAGAAUUCGCCGAACUGUACAAGAGCUGUCACGACGACCUCGUCAGGCUGAUCGCAAAACUGAAAGAGACGAUCAAAACACUCGACAGGGAACUCCAGAAAACACGCUGGUACCGGAGGUUUAUGAUAAUGGUGUUGAUUGCGGCGGUCUCCGCCGUGAUUGUCGGCGCCAUCGUGGUUGGUGUAACGGUGGCUCCACCGUUGAUGUUUGCGAUGGGAACCGUCGUGCCGUUCGUGCCGAUAGGCUCUCUGGGUGUUUUCUUUUCCACCAUGCUGCAGAAAUCGCGAAACGCACUGAAACGCCAAAACGCAGCGAUGAGUUCGAUGGAGCGAGGGGUGAGUCUUGCGUUGAGCGAAGUCGACAAAAUCAAAGGUCUGGUGGAUAAGUUCGAGGAAGCAAUGAAAUCAAUGGAGGAGACGAUGGACACGGCGGCGGCGGCGGCAGAGAAGAGAUCGCUGCUGGAAAAGGCGAUGGCUAAGGUGGAGGAGGACUUGCAGACGUACAAAAAAGUCAUCAGCGAUCUGCAACGCGAAGGGGGGGAGUGCGAUCAGAACGCGCGUUUGAGCCGAGAAGUUGCUCGUGACAAGAUUACUCAACUUCUGUCUGAAUGA